AUGUCUAUGCAGAUAAAAUCGGACUCACCUUUGCCGGGCCUGCCAAUUCCAGAGCCGAUAUGUUCAGAUGUUCCAGGCACCUGGGCCUAUGACACCAUGAAACGAAGAGUAAACGAAGAGAUACUUCAGCGUACAUAUGAAGACAACAAAAAAGAAUGGGAAAGUCCGAAAUUUCAGUCAAUUCUCAAGCGGUUCUUGGAAUUGAGAGAAGAUAUUGGAUCAUCUGGCCAGCUGAAGAUGCUGGAUGCACUUCCCGUAGACGCUCCCGAAGACCGAGUCAAGGAAUGGAACGAGUGGAAUCAGAUAUUGCAACCCUAUUUGGACAAACGGGAUACAUGGUUAUCAGCUCCUUGGCUGGUCACCGAGUUCUUCGUUUACAGAAAACUCAUAGAGGUGAUAGGUUACUGGGAUGAAUCUUCUGCAGGUUACAAGUAUGAUCCUUUCGCCAAACAAAAACAAGCCGGGUUGGAGAGUUCAGUCGGCUCAGCUGAGCCCAUGCUAGGGAAAAUUCCAAACUUGCCAAAGACAAGUGAAGGUAUUGAACUCGCUGCAUCGAUUGCACUAUGGGGCAAUAAAAUGGACCUUUCAAUCUGGCCAGCGGAUGCUGCAGAUGCUAGUGUUGACAUCUUUACAACCAUUUUAGCGAGUGCUAGCGACAAUCUUCUCCAUGACGACUUUGAUGCAUUAGCAGGUUAUUGUGGAAAGCUGAGAGAAAAUGGUGGCGGGCAUAUCGAUGUAAUCGUAGAUAAUGCAGGUUUUGAGUUGAUCACCGAUCUUGCUUUGGCACAGCAUCUCGUGGAGAGCGGUAUAGCAUCUUGUGUUACCUUUCAGCUAAAAUCACAUCCAACCUUUGUAUCUGAUGCUCUCGAAAAAGACCUUCGAGGACACAUCGAUUAUUACAAGAAUCUUGAUUCUAAAAAAUUCCCAAAUGCGCACAAGGCUGGUGUAAAGUGGAGAGAAUUGUUGGAUACAGGCAAAUGGAAGUUUAAUGAGCACAACUUCUGGGUGCAGGCAUUUCCAAUGUGGGAGAUGACAGAACCCUUGCGCACUGAGAUGAAAGAGAGAUGUGACUUAGCGUUUGUGAAGGGAGACGCCAAUUAUCGUAGGCUUCUCGGUGAUUGCAUGUGGGACCUUGCCGCUCCUUUCGAUGAAGUUGUUGGGAAUUACUUUCCGACACCAAUUUGCGCUCUUCGAACUCUCAAGGCCGAAAUUGGAGUUGGUAUGGACAGAAAACAAAUCGAAAGAGCCAAGCAACUAGAUUCGUCCUGGAUGGUGAAUGGCCGUUUUGGAGUUGUGCACUUUGCGAUGGGAGCGAAAGAAUAG
Molecule: messenger RNA, 1323 nt
Organism: Cylindrotheca closterium
Lineage: Eukaryota; Bacillariophyta; Bacillariophyceae; Bacillariales; Bacillariaceae
Source: the annotation of a GenBank genome assembly